This is a messenger RNA of Gopherus evgoodei (Goodes thornscrub tortoise), 956 nucleotides long. It is a transcript of the gene ACER2, whose product is annotated as alkaline ceramidase 2. Gene Ontology annotation, molecular function: hydrolase activity, acting on carbon-nitrogen (but not peptide) bonds, in linear amides. Gene Ontology annotation, biological process: ceramide metabolic process. Lineage: Eukaryota; Metazoa; Chordata; Testudines; Testudinidae. Bases 328 to 834 code for a protein of 168 amino acids. The record is from RefSeq and is a predicted model, not a curated record. Gene Ontology annotation, cellular component: membrane. The transcript is spliced from 4 exons.
UCUUGCAGAGACUCAGCCAGCUGAGGGAGGCAUAAGGCGCAGGCGCUCUGGAGCCGAGGGCAGGCAGGCUGAUCAGCUGGGAAGCGUGCAUUAAGCUAAACGACCCGCUGGGAGGAGGCAGGAUGAGUCCAACAAGCUGAGAGCUGCUGCUUGGGGAGCUCCAUAUCCGGCUAGAGCAAAGAAAAACAGGAUGAAGCUGCCGCGGGUGCUACCUCAAUGUUGUCUGCGCCUUGUUGAUUAGUCCAGGGGAGCAACGGCACGGAGAGAGCCCCAGCACAGCGGCAGCUGAAAAAGCAGAAGCUGCCACAAGGCAGAUCCAACGCAGUCAUGAGCACCCUCUACUUGUGGGAUCAGCUGCGAGCCGGCAGCUCCGAGGUAGACUGGUGCGAAGAUAACUACACUAUCGUGCCCUCGAUAGCUGAGUUCUACAACACGAUAAGCAACAUCUUAUUUUUUGUUUUACCACCCAUAUGUAUGUGCUUAUUUCGUCAAUAUGCAACCUGCUUCAACAGUGGAAUAUACUUAAUAUGGACUCUGCUAGUUGUUGUUGGAAUUGGAUCUGUGUAUUUCCAUGCUACACUCAGUUUCCUGGGUCAGAUGCUAGAUGAGCUGGCUAUUCUUUGGGUCCUGAUGUGUGCUCUGGCCAUGUGGUAUCCCAGAAGAUACCUCCCAAAAGUUUUUCGAAAUGACAGGGCAAGGUUUAAAGCUGCAGUCGGUGUCCUUUCUGGAGUUACUACAUGCCUUGCAUUUAUUAAGCCUGCUAUCAACAACAUCUCAUUAAUGACACUAGGUGUCCCCUGUACGGCUCUGCUUAUUGCUGAAUUGAAGAGGUAGGUGUCUUUCUUCUGUAUGUGAAGCAGCCUUUAUUGAUGAUUGUUUUCUGAGGGUUUCAUUCUAGAUACAAAUACAGUAAAUUCUCACUUAAAGUCAUCCCAGUUAACAUUGUUUCAUUGUUA